Messenger RNA from Penicillium nucicola, 1224 nucleotides. Its product is annotated as NAD(P)/FAD-dependent oxidoreductase. Lineage: Eukaryota; Fungi; Ascomycota; Eurotiomycetes; Eurotiales; Aspergillaceae. The record is from RefSeq and is a predicted model, not a curated record. Bases 1 to 1224 code for a protein of 407 amino acids. Gene Ontology annotation, molecular function: (S)-2-hydroxy-acid oxidase activity; (S)-2-hydroxyglutarate dehydrogenase activity. The transcript has 2 exons. Gene Ontology annotation, cellular component: mitochondrion.
AUGCAGUAUGCAUCCCGCACAGACUACAAAGCAGACACUGUAGACACCGCUGACUCUUUCGCCAACAGCCCGGGAGGGUACAUCGACAAUCCUGCUCGAGCGACACGAUGCCCCAGGAACCGAGACCAGCAGUCGCAAUUCCGAGGUCAGCAGCAACCCCCAGAAUCAAAAGCCACCACCACCCCAAAUCCAGUCUAUUUGAACGAGCCUAACCCAUCGCAAUCCAACCAGGUCAUCCACGCAGGCCUCUACUACCCAGCAAGCUCCCUAAAAACAAGCCUCUGCAUCCAAGGCCGCGACCUCCUCUACGACCUCUGCAAGAAGAACAACAUACCCCACCGAAACACCAAAAAAUGGAUCGUCGCCCAAACCCCCGACCAAUGGGCCGCCGCUCUAAAGAUACACGCACACUCGCAGUCCCUCAACGCACCCACCCGUCCAAUAGGCCAAGCGGAAGCCCAAGCCCGCGAACCCGACGUCAAAGCCGACGCGGGAAUCCUCGAGUCCGAAACCACUGGCAUAGUCGAUAGCCACUCGCUGAUGACAUACCUGCAAGGAUCCUUCGAAGAGCGAGGCGGAGACAUAGCAUUCAAGACAAGAGUUACCGCCGUCGAAGCCGUGGACGGCGGGAAGGGCGGAUACAGACUGACGGCCGUGUCGGGCGAAGACGGCUCUGAGACGACCAUCACUGUUGAGACGCUUGUAAAUUCGGCCGGGCAUGGCGCGUGUGAGAUUAGCAAUAUGUUGUUGCCGGCCGAGAGGCAUUUCGUGCCACAUUAUGCUAAGGGCACUUACUUCUCUUAUGCUGCUAGUCGGCCGCGUACGAAUGUCCUUGUGUAUCCGGUUACUAUGCCUGGGACCGGGGGGUUGGGGACGCAUUUGACGCUCGAUAUGGGCGGGAGGAUUCGGUUCGGCCCGGAUGUUGAGUGGGUUGAUGCUGCUGAUGAUCUGGUUCCUAGUGCUGCUAGGCUUGAGAUGGCGCUGCCGGAGAUCAGGGCUUAUUUGCCUGGCGUUGAUCUUGAUGCUAUUUCGUUGGAUUAUUGUGGUAUUCGGCCGAAGUUGGGACGGGGUGGAGCUGUUAAUGAGGGCAGUGGUUUCCAGGACUUCAUUAUUCGGGAAGAGGAGGGACUGCCGGGCUUUGUUAAUCUUUUGGGGAUUGAGAGUCCGGGCUUGACUAGUUCUUUGGCUAUUGGAGAGAUGGUUGAGGGAAUUUUGUAUAGAUGA